AUGUGUUGGCCGAACAAGAAAGAAAAACUGUCAGUAGCAGCACGAGCUCCUCCUGUCCGACAGUCCAGUGAAAUAGUCACUCAUGGAAAUCAGACUGGAAGUGAAAAAAAAGAUGAUAAGGGAACUAAAAGUGAUAAGAAAGAGUCGAAAGAAAAUGAACAUUUGAAGAAGAUUAGUGAACCGGAGAAAACUCCCAGUGAACCGGAAAAAAAAUCAGGUGAAAAAGAAAAUAGUGAGAAAGAAAAAGAGGAGAGGGAUAGAAGAGAAGCGGAGGAUGAAAAAAGAAGUGAUAAUGAAAAGAAGGAAAGUAAUAAAGAAAACGAGGAGAAAAUCUCGCAGAAAAAAAAAUUAGUGAUAAAGGUGCCAACAGCAAUUAAAAAAGCUGAUGCUGAAGAUCCACAGUAUCAGACACUUGCUGGCUUAAAUGAUGAUUUAUUUGGCAAGAUAGAGUUGAAUAAGCCAAGAAAGAAGCUUGUUAUAAAAGCACCAACCGAUUUUAAAAAGGCAAAAGCUGAAGAUCCACAAUAUCAGAUUGGAUUAGGGCAAAAUUCGGGAUGUUGGACAUGA
Molecule: messenger RNA, 567 nt
Organism: Acanthocheilonema viteae
Lineage: Eukaryota; Metazoa; Nematoda; Chromadorea; Rhabditida; Onchocercidae
Source: the annotation of a GenBank genome assembly